Molecule: messenger RNA, 3980 nt
Organism: Trichechus manatus latirostris (Florida manatee)
Lineage: Eukaryota; Metazoa; Chordata; Mammalia; Sirenia; Trichechidae
Gene: AS3MT
Product: arsenite methyltransferase
Exons: 10
Coding region: 76-1203 (375 amino acids)
Biological process (GO): arsonoacetate metabolic process; toxin metabolic process
Cellular component (GO): cytosol
Molecular function (GO): arsenite methyltransferase activity
Source: RefSeq, a predicted model, not a curated record
UAUGCCAGCGCCCUCCUGCCCCCGAAGCUCGUCCUUUAGUACCCCUUCCCUUUCGCUCAACUAUUCUUCUCAGCAAUGGCCGCCUCGCGUGACGCUGAGAUCUGGAAGGAUAUGCAGACCUACUACGGGCAGGUACUGAAGAAAUCGGCGGACCUCCAGACCAAUGCCUGUGUCACUGCAGCCAGGUCGGCCCCCAAGCACAUCCGGGAAGCCCUGCAGAAUGUACAUGAGGAGGUGGCCUUGAGGUAUUAUGGCUGUGGUCUGGUCAUCCCUGAGUGUCUGGAAAACUGCUGGAUUUUGGACUUGGGUAGUGGAAGUGGUAGAGAUUGCUAUGCACUCAGUCAGCUGGUUGGUGAGAAGGGACAUGUCACUGGAAUAGACAUGACAGAGAGUCAGGUAGAAGUGGCCAAAAAUUACAUCGAAUAUCACAUGGAAAAGUAUGGCUUCCAGGCAUCCAAUGUGACUUUCAUUCAUGGCUACAUAGAGAAGCUGGGAGAGGCUGGAAUCAAGAAUGAGAGUUACGAUAUUGUUAUAUCAAAUUGUGUUAUUAACCUUGUUCCUGAUAAACAACAAGUGCUGCAGGAGGUAUAUCGAGUGCUAAAGUAUGGUGGGGAGCUAUAUUUCAGUGACGUCUAUGCUAACCUUGAACUGCCAGAAGAAAUUAGGAAACACAAAGUUUUAUGGGGUGAGUGCCUCGGUGGCGCUUUGUACUGGAAGGACCUUGCCAUCCUUGCCCAAAAAAUUGGGUUCUGCCCUCCACGCUUGGUCACUGCCAACCUGAUUACGAUUCAAAACAAGGAACUAGAAAGAGUUGUUGGUGACUGUCGUUUUGUUUCUGCAACAUUUCGCCUCUUCAAACUCCCUAAGACAGGACCAGCCAAAAGAUGCCAGGUUAUUUACAAUGGAGGAAUCACAGGACAUGAAAAAGAACUAAUAUUUGAUGCAAAUUUCACAUUUAAGGAAGGUGACCUUGUUGAAGUAGAUGAAGAAACAGCAGCCAUCUUGAAGAAUUCACGAUUUGCCCAAGAUUUUCUGAUCAAUCCAGUUGGAGAGAGGUUGCCAUCAACUGGAAAUUGUUCUGCUUUAGAAUCAAAGGCUAUCAUCACAGAUCCUUUCAAGCUUGCAGAAGAGUCUCACGAUACCAAGUCCAGAUGUCCCCCUGGUAUUGCUGGAGGCUGCUGUGACACAAGGAAAAGCUGCUAAACCUACGGCUGCCUGGAAGACAUAACCAGUCGUGGGCCGGAAGCUGAAUAAAUGAGUUGCAUGUUUUGUUAACCUGCUUUUUCUCAAAGCACAGACCAUAAGAAACAAUGGCAAGAAGGCACCAUAUUCUUGAUGACUGAUAAGGACAAGUGGAUUGUGUAGAAGGUAUUAAUUAAAGCAAAUUCACAGCAAAUCACCUGGGAGCUCUGGUGGCACAGUGGUUAAGAGUGAUGGCUGCUAAAAGAGGGAUGGCUGCUAACCAAAAGGCCUGUAGUUCAAAUCCACCAGCUGCUUCUUGGAAACCCUAUGGAGCAGUUCUGCUUUGUCCUGUAGGGUCGCUAUGAGUUGGAACCAACUAGACGGCACCUAACAACAACAGCAAAUCACCAAAAUAAAGACUGGUUGAGCAGAGUUUUUCUAUUUUGUAACUAAUUCAAAGAUCUGGUGCCACUUAGUGGUCAGAAGUUGAACUGAGAGGCAGACUUAACACCUGGUCAAUGGCAAGAAAGGCUUUAGAAAUUAAAAGCUGGCAGAGGGUCUCAGAAAAAAUAAUCUUCCUUUUGACCUGCAUAGUACAUUUUGGAUUUGUUGCCACGUUGUCUCAUUAAACAAAGUUCCUACUAAAAUAAUGCUAAACAUGGUAAAAGAUUGCCAAAUCAAAUGAGUAGGUGUGCAACUGGUCUUUUAAACCAAGCUUUUAUUUAUUUAUUUAUUUUGCAACUGAAUGAAGAAAACCAAUGAGUAAUAAAUUUCCUUGACCUCAGUUCACACUUAUAACUGGAAAUAGUGACCAUCUAUAGUAAAUUCCAACUGGAUCAGGAAGAGAAUUUGAUAAUUUUUUAAAGGAGAGCUAGGAGAUAUAAAAAUGGUGGGUUUUCUUUUUCUUUACAAAAGAUCCUGGUUAAACUCUUAGGAAAGUGUUAGACUCAGUUCGAGGUUCCAUAGUUGAAGAUAGAGGAAUAUUUUAAGGACGAUUAAAUUAACUAGACAUUAAGAACACCGAGGAAAGGUUCAAGGAUGAGUAAAUAAAUUCAAGUCCAGUUGUACUUGAGGAUCUUGUGGGGGGACACUAGUUUUUCAAUAUCAGGCUUCAAGCCUCGAAAGGUUUUAAUAAGAACUUGUGAACCAGUUCUGAACUCAGUGCAAAAGGAACAAGGGGAAGCAGGCAAGCCUGUGGGAUUUUGAUUAGAGGAAAGAUAAUUUUUAGGCCUUGUAAAACACUGGAAUGGAUUCUAUAGGACAGACUCCUCUUUUUAAAGAAAGUUGUUAAAAAAUGGAGAAAUUCUCUGAUUUCUGAGUGGGUUCAGCUGUAGACCCUGACUUACUACUACAGACAGGAAAGGACUAGGUGAUAUUUUUUAAGCCCUUUUCAUCUCUGUGACCUUGAUUCUAAACAGUGCUUUCUUAGUUCUAGAGUUCAAUAUCUAUUUACCCAGCAUAUCCUAUGUUAGUGACAGCAUUAGUUAGAAUGGUACAAUUGGGAUUAAGCAUACUUCACUAUCCAAGAGCCCAAGAUGGCCCUACUAGGAAAGAGACCCAUUGCUGUCUAGUCAGUUCUGACUCAUAGCAACUCUACAGGACAGUAGAACUGCCCCAAAGGGUUUCCAAGGCUGUAAUCUUAUGCAAACAGACUGCCACAUCUUUCUCGUGAGGAGCGACUGGUGGGUUCAAACGGCCGAUCUUUUGGUUUGCAGCCGAGCGCUUGCCACUAUGCAGCCAGGCCUCCUACCAGGGGACAGAGGGUUUUCUGGUUAUUUGCUUUACUAGGCUUUUCUAAACAGGAGGAGGAGGCAUUGGCCUUUCACUUGUCAUUCUGAACUUUCACUUCCCCAAAAAGAUGCAGAGUUAUGAGACUGGGCUGGAAUAUGGAAAUUCACAUUGUUCUUUUCCUAAGAAUAACAUACUUUAUGCAUGAUUUCCCAACUGAAGUAUACAUUUUAAGAGUCAUAUUUAACCUAGAAGCUAUAAAAAUUUGUAUUAGGUAAUAUAAAAUUAAAGCAGAUAUGUUUUGUCAGGAAAAUGCUAUACACGGUUAUAUAAAUGUUCAGAAUAGGUGAAAUGGAAAAUCAGGAAUGUACAAACCCUUAGAUGAGAGUAUUCUCCUUUAAGUCUGAGAGGCAGUAUGGAAUGACGCUGAAGAGCAAAAAUCCGGAUGCUAAACUUCAUAGUUUUUUUUCCCCUCAACUGUGCCAAGCAUUUUGGCCUUGAGAAAAUUAUUCAACAUUACUGUGCCUUUGCUUCCUCAUUUGUAUGAAGUUCUUUGAAAGCGUGCCUGGCACAUGGUUUAGAUCAUUAGUUUAGAUCUAUACGGUUGCUAAGGAGCCCUGGUGGCAUGGUGGUUAAGUGCUUGGCUGCUAACUGAAAGGUCAGUGGUUUGAACCCACCAGCCACUCCGUGGGAGAAAGAUGUGGCAGUCUGCUUCUGUAAAGAUUACAGCCUUGGAAACUCUAUGGGACAGUUCUACCCUGUCCUACAGGGUCGCUAUGAAUCAGAAUUGACUUGACGGCAGUGGUUAUAUGGUUGCAGCCAGUAUGUAAUGUCGGGACCGGCUGAAGACCAAUGCUUCUUUUGCUGCCAGAGCAGAGUUUAAGGAAGCUACCUGUAGCUCUUUUGACAGUAGGCAAUGUUCCCCCCAACAUUUUACUAUGAUAAUUUUCAAAUAUACAGAAGACUUUAAAGAACUGUAGCCAAUACUCAUAUACCAAAACCAAAAUCAUUGCUGUCGAAUAGAUUCCAACUUAUGGUGACCCCUUGUGUUGCAGAGUAGAACUGCACUC